Salvelinus sp. IW2-2015 is the source of this 3256-nucleotide messenger RNA. RefSeq names its product serine/threonine-protein kinase PRP4 homolog. The record is from RefSeq and is a predicted model, not a curated record. Gene Ontology annotation, molecular function: protein serine/threonine kinase activity; ATP binding. Gene Ontology annotation, biological process: peptidyl-serine phosphorylation; peptidyl-threonine phosphorylation; mRNA cis splicing, via spliceosome. Lineage: Eukaryota; Metazoa; Chordata; Actinopteri; Salmoniformes; Salmonidae.
UCCAUUGCGCAUGUCCAAAGUAAACAAUGAAAAUGGCUGCCAUGGGUUUCAUAACCGGUGACGGCGAAAGAAAACAAGCGGGAGAGGAUGCAGAGAGCUCAGAGAGGAGUGGCAAUGAAGAGGAAAAUGAGGACCUGUCAGGUGAAGAGGAGGAAGAAGGAAGUGCCGGGAAGGUCGAAGCCGGUUCGUUGAAGCUCCGCGUCGCCGUGAGCUCGGCCAAGACCAAGAAGAAGAAACACAAGCACCGCAGCAAACACAAGCGACAGAAGCACGUCUCCCCAGAGGACAAGGAGCGGCGCCACGGGCACCGGCACAAGCACAAGAGGCACAAGCGUAAAGACAACCCCUCGACCGAUGUCUUCUCAAACUGUGGGGAUGACGACGCUUCCCUGUACUCCUCUGCCAAGCAGCCAAGACUGGAAGAUGAUGAGAUGGCACUUCUGGAGGAGCUGGAGAAACAGAGGGCCCUGAUACAAGCCGAGCUAGAUGGUGAACUGACUGAGGGGGGCAGGGAGGUACAGUCGGACAUGGGGCUCAUACUCCAGGGCUACCACUCUGAAGAGGAGGAGGAUGGGGAGAUUCAGGUGGAGAGGGAGCGCAAUGGGCAGCACUGGUGUAUAGGGGCAACAGGUCCCGGGUCCGGCUCAGGCUCACAGACCGCUAAGGACACCUGUAGAGGACGACGAGAGUCGACGGAUGCCGGAAAAGCUAAGCAGAUCAAUCCCAAUAAAAAUGCCAGGAAGAGCAGGACAGACGGGAAGACCAAGGAUCGGAUGAGAGGACGGAGCACGUCCAGGGAUAGAGACAGCAGAAGACAUUCCAGGAGUUCAGAGUGCUUUAGGUCUCCUCCUGGCACUAGCAAGCAGCCUUCCCCACCGGCUCAGAGCAGAGGAGCCCAAAACCAGGAGCCCAGCGGCAGCAACCACAAGUCACCCGAGCACUGCAAGGCUAGGUGGCCAGAUAGGGAAUGGGACAAGGACAAGAAGGCAACCAAGUCCCCCGCCAAGGAUGCUUCCUCUGGGAAGGAGAACCGCUCUCCAGGCCUGCGAGGGAGGCUGCCAGGCCCCGCCCUCCAGCUGCAGCGCAGCACGUCCCCAUCACAAUGUCACUCAUCCUCAGGCCCCCAGGCAGCUGAGCGAAGGGCCAUGUCACCGUCACCACCCAGAGGGGGCCACCCAUGCUCUCCGGAGAGUCGAAGGAGAGUGAUGGACCGAGUGAGACUUCCACCUGGCAGGAUGUGGAGCCAGGAAGAGGCAGCGGUCCGUAUGGACGCCAGCCCGGCCCUAGGCGCCCGGCGAAGGUUCAGCCGCUCACCUUUCAGGCGGAGAUCGCGCUCUCCCAGGAGAUGCAGCAGGUCACCAUUCAGGAGGAGGUCGUUGGAUCGGUUGGGACGGAGGCUGCGGUGGCGUUCCAGAUCCCAGGAGAGGAGAUGGAGCCGGGACAGAGAGGACAAGUUCAAGGGCAGCCUCUCGGAGGGAAUGAGGGCCGACAAGGAGGACUCUGAAGAUGAAGUGCUGGAAGAUUACGAUGUGGAUGAGGAGGACGAGGAGGCUCUCAUUGAACAGAGGAGGCUACAGCGCCUGGCCAUCGUCCAGAAGUACAAGGGAGGGAACGAGGGUAGUAACAUGUCGGCACCAUCGGAGCCCGGCAGCCCCCAGAGCAGCCCGCGCAGCCGCUCACCGUCGCCAGACGACAUUUUGGAGCGCGUGGCGGCCGACGUCAAAGAGUAUGAGCGGGAAAACGUGGACACCUUCGAAGAGAACAUCAAGGCCAAGCACAACCUCAUCGAACAGGAGAAAGACGAAGGAACCAACCCGAAAAAAACAUCCGCCCCUGAUAUGUUCACCGAAUCAGAUGACAUGUUCGCCGCCUACGAUAGUGCAAGGCUUCGAGCAGCAGGCAUCGGGAAGGACUUUAAGGAGAACCCCAAUCUCCGAGACAACUGGACAGACGCAGAGGGAUACUACCGACUCAAUAUCGGGGAGAUACUGGACAAGCGGUACAGCGUGUACGGCUACACGGGCCAGGGGGUGUUCAGCAACGUCAUACGCGCCCGAGACGUGGCCCGCGCCAGCCAUGAGGUGGCCAUCAAGAUCAUUCGGAACAACGAGCUCAUGCAGAAGACUGGGCUGAAGGAGCUGCAGUUCCUUAAGAAGCUCAACAAUGCUGAUCCGGACGACAAGUUCCACUGUCUGCGGCUCUACCGACACUUCUACCACAAGCAGCACCUCUGUCUGGUCUUCGAGCCUCUCAGUAUGAACCUGCGCGAGGUACUGAAGAAGUAUGGCAAAGACGUGGGCCUCCACAUCAAGGCGGUGCGCUCUUACAGCCAGCAGCUCUUUCUGGCCCUGAAGCUGCUGAAACGCUGCAACAUCCUGCACGCCGAUAUCAAACCUGACAACAUCCUGGUCAACGAGUCGAAAACCAUCCUCAAGCUCUGUGACUUUGGUUCAGCGUCGCACGUGGCAGAGAAUGACAUCACGCCCUACUUGGUCAGCCGGUUCUACAGGGCGCCGGAGAUUAUCAUCGGGAAGCCUUACGACUAUGCGAUCGACAUGUGGUCCGUUGGCUGCACUCUGUAUGAGCUGUACACGGGCAAGAUACUUUUCCCAGGGAAAACCAACAACCACAUGAUUAAGCUCGCCAUGGACAUCAAGGGCAAGAUGCCCAACAAGAUGAUCAGGAAAGGCGUGUUCAAGGACCAGCACUUUGACCAGAACCUCAACUUCCUGUACACAGAAGUAGACAAAGUCACUGAAAGGGAGAAGGUGACAGUGAUGAGCACCAUCAACCCCACCAAGGAGCUGCUGGCUGACAUGGUGGGCUGCCAGCGUCUCCCUGAGGACCAGCGCAAGAAGGUUGCCCAGCUCAAGGACCUGCUGGACCUGACCCUUAUGCUGGACCCGGCCAAGAGGAUCAGCAUCAACCAGGCCCUGCAGCACCCCUACAUCCAGGAGAAGAUCUUCUGAGCAUCUCCUACUGUACCACUCAGUCAUGCAUUGAUUGAUUGACACAUGCAGAAGCUAGUACUGAGUCCCUAGUUUGACUAUGGUUGGACCCCACCCCAGCCCAAGAAAUUGAUUUAUUUGAGCUGGCAGACUCUGCUGAUGGAGAGGAAGUAGUAUUAUCUUUCUUCCUCUGUUUACACAACACACACAUGCUCUCCCGUUUUACAUUGAUCUAAUGGCUUGUAUUAUAUAACCAUAGUCGUGGUGUGAACGUUUUAAAUGUUUAAUCGAAAUUGAAUCCUUAACGU